Messenger RNA from Melopsittacus undulatus (budgerigar), 1036 nucleotides. RefSeq lists its product as uncharacterized. The record is from RefSeq and is a predicted model, not a curated record. The coding region runs from base 1 to 756 and encodes 251 amino acids. Lineage: Eukaryota; Metazoa; Chordata; Aves; Psittaciformes; Psittaculidae. The transcript has 5 exons.
AUGCUACAGUCCCUUCCAAUACCUGUAGCUGAGUCACCAAUUCCUCAAGAAAUAAUCUUAGAAUCCCUGGCCUACAACCGCCUGAACAGGUUGUCAGAGAAAACAAGAGAGGAAGGAGUGCAUCACUCGGGCAGCCACAGAGGAAAUUUCCAUCAUUGUUCAGUACCUCAGCAGCAGCCUGAAAAACACUCUCGGGAAGGGCACGCACCUCCACCUGCCUCAGCUCAUGCACAGUUUGACAGCUCUUUCCGGGGAAACGAAAAACCGAGGCUUGGCAAGAGGAAACACGGCGACACAGAAGGAAGCAAAAGCGAGGUGGAAAAGAAAUGCCGCCAGAUAGAUGAUAAAUAUCAAGAGAAGGAUUCCAAACUUCAGGAUUUGGAUGGCUUUGUGUUUCGCAUUGACAAUGACAAUGGCGAACGGAAGGCGAAAAAGAAGAAACACAUCAGGAAACUGAAAGACUUCUCGGAAUAUUUAGGUUGUCGUCUUGAGAAGACGACACAGGAGAAGAAGACAGUACCCAUUUUUUCAGGCAACUCUUUACGUGAGCAAUAUAGAAACCAGGGCAGUGAAGAACCCUACAAGGACAGGAAGCCUUCUGGGGGAUGUGACAACAAGAACUACGGCUUCAUCCCAUCCAGUGAGUACAUGAAAGUAGUCCAAGUGCAAGAAAAACCUGGCUGUUUACCAUCAAGAAUGGCUCUACCAUCAAAACGGACUGCUUACCAUGGAACCUGGCUUUGCCAUCAAAACUGACUCUUCACCAUCAAAUGUGACUUUUUACCUCCAAACGUGACUGUUUGCUUCAAACCUGACUGUUUACCACUGAAUCUGGCUUUACCAUCAAAAGAUGAGUCUUUACCUUCAAAAUCAGCAACUCUCUACCUUCAAACCGGACUUUACCGAUGUUGACCAUCAAAACUUUGGAUUUAUUGUUGAAACGUUUAGCAUCAAGACAAAACCCAUGUUUGAAUUCCAUUUUCUUAAUAUACUGACUCUUGUGUGAAGUGUCAGUUGUCUGGUUUUGUCUCUCGAA